Molecule: messenger RNA, 231 nt
Organism: Dentiscutata erythropus
Lineage: Eukaryota; Fungi; Glomeromycota; Glomeromycetes; Diversisporales; Gigasporaceae
Source: the annotation of a GenBank genome assembly
AUGACGAUUCCGUUUGUUACAGGGCCAUUAAACUUUUUGCGUCGUAUGGCAACUGAAAAUACUGUAUAUUUUUGGAGUAUAAGUGUCGGUUGUCUUGGUCCUGUGUUGGUAGUUUCUGUUCCUCCAAUCCGUGAGAAAUACUUUGGCUACGUUAGACCCGAAGACCCGCCGAUUACUUAUCCUAUGCCAAAACGACCUCGAAACCCUCCAGCUGGUUAUGAGGAUCCAUGA